This is a messenger RNA of Durio zibethinus, 1191 nucleotides long. Its product is annotated as Ribosome recycling factor. Gene Ontology annotation, cellular component: mitochondrion. Gene Ontology annotation, biological process: translation. NCBI's taxonomy places the organism in Eukaryota, Viridiplantae, Streptophyta, Magnoliopsida, Malvales, Malvaceae. Gene Ontology annotation, molecular function: ribosomal large subunit binding. The record is from RefSeq and is a predicted model, not a curated record.
AGCAAAACUUGAAAAGAAAUGAAAGCAUAGAGAGAAACGGAAACAGAAACAGAGAAGAAAAACACACACAGACAGAGGCAAUGGCUUUGUAUCUACGACGAGCAAUCAGAUUAAGAUGCACAACAUCACUGUUACUUAGAAGCUCAAAAACCCAAACAUGCAAUGUCUCUCAUUUUCUCUUUUCCCAUAACCAAACAACUUCCCAUACUCAAAGCCCCAAUCCUUUCCCUUCCUUUGAUUUCCUCAGAGAUUCUCGCCGAAGUUUCGCCAAAGGCAAAAAAUCAAAGGAUGAUUCUGGUGGGAGUACAAUGGAGUUUGCUGCAGACAUUGGGCCUAGUGUUAAAGCAAGUGCUGCAACACAGAUGGAUGCAGCAAUUGAUGCCUUAUCACGAGAGUUAGCCAAAUUGAGAACUGGAAGGGCAUCUGCAGGAAUGCUUGACCAUAUUAUUGUAGAAACUGAUGGUGUAAAGAUGCAAUUGAACCACUUAGCUGUUGUUUCUGUCAUAGAUUCGAAAACUUUAUCAGUGAAUCCAUAUGAUCCGAAUACUCUAAAAGCAUUAGAGAGUGCCAUUGUUUCAUCUCCAUUAGGCUUAAACCCAAAGGUGGAUGGUCAACGAUUGAUUGCAGCUAUUCCACCAUUAACGAAAGAGCAUAUGCAGGCUAUGUGCAAGGUGGUUGCCAAGUCUUCUGAAGAUGUUAAACAAAGCAUAAGAAGGGCUCGACAAAAGGCAUUGGAUACAAUAAAGAAAGUCAGUUCUGGUUUUCCUAAGGAUGAGGCAAAGAGACUGGAGAAAGAAAUUGAUGAGUUGACUAAAAAGUUUGUCAAGUCAGCUGAUGAUUUGUGCAAGGCAAAGGAGAAGGAGAUUACUCAAGGCUGAGAAGCAAUGUUGUGGUGUUCCUAGAAUCCAACACAAUUUUCUGUCCAUUUGAAAGCUUAUUGUCUUGAUUUCAAUCGAGUUUUAGACUCUGAUAUGAGUAGUAACAUUACUGUAGAUUUUGAUAGAUACAACCAUUGAUUCAAUGAUAAGUAAAAUUAUACUUUUGCCAGAAGGUUCAAGAGAUCUUAGUUCCCUUCAACUGAUGAUUUUUUGGGGGCAAACAUGAAUGACUUUUCAUGCACACUUUUCAUCUAAUUUCUUUGAAAUGAUUAGCUGUACUGCUACUUAUUCUCAAUUCCAAAUUAACUGUCCA